UUCUGUAAAAAGAGGGGGGUCUGCUAGGCCUGGCACCCACUCGCCCGAGACAGAUUUUCGGGGUAUGGAAGCUGGAUAGCGGCUUCUGAGUGCUCGGGGUCUCCGCUGCGGAUCGCUUGUCGUGUCGCCGGAGGAUGUUGGCGCGUUUAUGGAGCUCGGGCCGGGGACUGCCGCGGGGCCUGCUCGGCCUGGGACUGGCCGUAGCGGCGGCUCGGGCGGUGGAGGAUCACGGCGAGGGAGAGAGGGACAGGAAAGAGCGCGGGGCCUACAGGCUGGCCAUCGAGAGGAGCCGGGAGCUGCUACUGCGGGUCAAGGACGAGGUGGGGACCCCUGGGAUAGUAGUGGGCGUAUCUGUAGAUGGAGAAGCAGUUUGGGUUGAAGGACUUGGGUUUGCAGAUGUGGAGAAUAGAGUUCCGUGUACCCCAGAAAGCAUUAUGCGUGUGGCCAGUAUCAGCAAAUCCUUCACGAUGGCAGCCAUUGCCAAGCUUUGGGAGGAGGGAAAAUUGGAUCUUGAUGUUCCGGUGCAAAAAUAUGUACCAGAGUUCCCAGAAAAGGAUUUUGAAGGUGAAAAGGUGACAUUAACGACCAGAUUAUUGGUUUCUCACCUGAGUGGGAUUAGACAUUACGAAAAGGAUGUUGAGAAAAUAAGGAAAAAACUAUCCAAGAAAUCUCUUCCAGAGGGGUCCACAGAGAAGCAAGCACAGGAAACGGAAACUGAGAAAGCUAAACCUGACAGCGAUACCAAAGAACUGAGCACAACAGGAGAGCAGAAAAAACGGACGUUGGAACCAGAAGAGUUUUACAUCAAGGAAAAGUUCGACAGUGUGAUAGAUUCUCUGGAACUGUUUAAAAAUGAUCCGUUAGUGUUUAAACCGGGUACCCAGUUCUUGUACUCCACCCAUGCCUGGACCUUGUUGAGUGCUGUAGUGGAGCGAGCCUCAGGAAAGAAAUUUGUGGACUACAUGGUGCAGAUGUUCAGGGAACUUGGUAUGAAGAACACAGUGCCUGAGGAACAUGAACCCAUCAUAUACAACCGGGCAAGGUUUUACAAUUUCAAUAAGAAGAAGCGUCUGGUGAACACGCCGUACGUGGACAAUUCAUGUAAAUGGGCAGGUGGUGGUUUCCUGUCCUCAGUGAGCGACCUCCUCACCUUUGGAAACGUUCUCUUGUAUAGUUACCAAGCCAAGGCCAAUUCUCAGAUACUGCCCGGAUACCUCAAAUCAGACACCAUCUCUAUGGUUUGGAGACAGGUGCCGAACACUGAAAUGUCCUGGGACAAAGAUGGCAAAUAUGCAAUGGGCUGGGGGGUUGUGGAAAGGAAGCUGGAUUUUGGUCAAUGUAAGCACCAGAGGCAUUAUGUGUCCCAUACAGGAGGAGCAGUAGGGGCCAGCAGUGUCUUACUAAUCCUACCUGAAGAAGAGCAUAGUAUAUUCAGUAAUCUGGAGGCAAGACCACCAAAAGGGGUGGUAGUCACUAUAGUAGCCAACAUGCAAGGUACUGGUCUCAACAGCACAGCACUGAAAAUCGCAUUGGAGUUUGAGAAAGACAAAAUGAAAUGCUCAUAAGAUCAUACAUAUAAAGUGCUAGUAGAACAUGGGUGGUCACAAGGCAGAGCCCAGCUUUUGAAAAACUACAACUCCCACGUUGCAUUACCAACUGUAAGGAUGACAAAACAGUAUGGGAGCUGUAGUUUAGCAAAGGUGGGGGAUUUACUUCCUGGGUGCCACUUGUGCCAACCUAUUUUAUUCAGCCAUAAUUAUUAAUUAAUUGAAGGGGUUAAUGUACUGUGCAAUACAAAUGUGACUUUCAAUUGAUUAUGGUUUAAAGUGUAAUGAAACAUGUGCUGAGACAUUGGAUUAUGUGAUCCUAAGAGUCAU
Pelobates fuscus (common spadefoot toad) is the source of this 1877-nucleotide messenger RNA. It is a transcript of the gene LACTB, whose product is annotated as lactamase beta. The record is from RefSeq and is a predicted model, not a curated record. Lineage: Eukaryota; Metazoa; Chordata; Amphibia; Anura; Pelobatidae. The coding region runs from base 135 to 1565 and encodes 476 amino acids. Gene Ontology annotation, biological process: regulation of lipid metabolic process; proteolysis. Gene Ontology annotation, cellular component: mitochondrion. Gene Ontology annotation, molecular function: peptidase activity. The transcript is spliced from 6 exons.